AUGUCUGCAGAUCGUUCGAUCAGCACGAAUUCAACAUCAUCCGCAUCUGCUCCCGUGUCAAAAAAACGUUUGAAUGAACCCAUGAUAGACCCAUCAAAUCUUUUAUACAAUGAUCGUCAGCAUUAUCAGAUUAUAUUCACGAAUGAUUCUCGAUUUUUUGAUACCAGUCUUCAUUUAUUCAAAUCCUAUUGUGAUCUUGGUUAUAUUGAAUCAGAUCAGAAAAAAUCGAAGAAAAACCUACCGCCUUUAUCCUCAAGUACAUUUAAAUCACAAACAAGUGGUUUUAACAGUCGAUGGCGACCGAAACCAGUUGGAUUUAGUAGUAAUCACGAUGCCAAUGGAAACACGAACGGAUUCUUGAAACAACCGUUCGCACGAUAUCACGAUUAUGCGAUGAGCCAUCGAUCUGAUCCAGGCACUUCAAAAGUUAUAACUUCAAAGUUUACACGAGAGAAUUCACCAUUGGUAGUUUCAUCACAACGUCAGUCAAUGCCAGUAUGGAAUCAGCCAUCCGAAAACCACGUUGAUGACGACUCUGAUGAUCCUGAUAUAAUCGUAACAAGAUUGUGA
Adineta ricciae is the source of this 570-nucleotide messenger RNA. The record is from the annotation of a GenBank genome assembly. NCBI's taxonomy places the organism in Eukaryota, Metazoa, Rotifera, Eurotatoria, Adinetida, Adinetidae.